CCACUAUAUAGUUAUCUCUCUAAAUACAUGUCUUUCGCUGUAAACUAUUUCUUUCCUGACGACUUUGGAGCCUCGCCGAGGCCUGUGACUGUUUCUCUUCCUCGCCACCUUGCCAUAAGGGGGAGGGUUGGGUACUAUUAUGGGAACGAAUUCCAUUGUUGUGGUAAUUGUGGUGCCGGCGAUGGGAAUCGAACCCACCACCUCCAAAAAGCAAGGUGACCAAUCCCGCAUUUUCUUGGAGGUUGCCUCGGAGCGCUUACCACUACGCCACCG
Messenger RNA from Aspergillus vadensis CBS 113365, 273 nucleotides. RefSeq lists its product as uncharacterized. The transcript has a single exon. Lineage: Eukaryota; Fungi; Ascomycota; Eurotiomycetes; Eurotiales; Aspergillaceae. The record is from RefSeq and is a predicted model, not a curated record. Bases 28 to 219 code for a protein of 63 amino acids.